AAGGCGGAGGAAGGGCGAAGAGAAAGACCCGGAGAAAACUGGUGAAAGCAACAGAGAGGCGUUUCAGUGGUCGGCUCGCCAGAGAAGGAACCAGUGGAGGCUGAACGCGGAGGAACUAACGCUUUAGCCUUAAAGUCUCUCGGUGUGGAUUGUACUGCUGCCGGGGAGCCACUGGGCACGCGCCCGCUGCUGUGUGCGUCGUCGGGCGGAUGCGUUUGACUUCACCAUGAGGAGCGACCCUCUUCUGUUCACAUCCAACAGGGCGAUGGAGGAGCUGGUGUGUGAGCUUCGUCUGUUCCUGGACCUGUUGGACAGGGAGUAUCUGAGUGCUGGAGUUCGAGAGAAGAAGAUGCACCUCUCCAACAUCCUCCACAGAGUCCUGUCAGAUAAAGAGCCAUCAUUCAAGUCAGAGAUCCACAGUGGUCUGCCGGCCCCACCUCAGAUGCCCCUCCCUGAGAUCCCUCACCCCUGGCUGCCUCCAAACAAUGGCCCUCCUCCUCUGCCCAGCUCCUCUCUACCAGAAGGCUACUACGAGGAAGCGGUUCCUUUAAGUCCUGGAAAGGCUCCUGAAUACAUCACUGCCAACUAUGACUCAGAUGCCAUGAGCAGCUCUUAUGAGUCGUACGACGAGGAAGAGGAGGAUGGGAAGAGCCAAAAGACGCGUCACCAGUGGCCAUCUGCAGAAGCGUCCAUGGACCUGGUGAAGGACGCUCGGAUCUGUGCAUUCCUGCUGCGCAAGAAGCGCUUUGGCCAGUGGACCAAACUCCUCUGUGUCAUCAAAGAUAACAAACUGCUGUGUUACAAGUCCUCCAAAGACCACACACCCCAGAUGGAGCUGACCCUGACAGGGUGCAGCAUCAAUCACAUCCCCAAAGAUGGCAAGAAGAAAAAGCACGAACUGAAGAUUGUCCACCAGGGGGCGGAUGCCCUGGUGCUGGCUGUGCAGAGCAAAGAACAGGCCGAAGAGUGGCUCAAGGUGAUGAGAGAGGUGUGUGUUAAUGGGGGUGUAGACUUGGAUAGAGCUGGAUCUGGAUCACCUGUUCACAAACCUGAAUUGGAAAAGAAGGCACCGUGUGACAGACCAAGCUCUGAUGGUGAAGUGACUCAUGAGAACGGACAAAGCGACUGCAAGGACCAAGCAAAAGGAAAGAAGAACUCAAAGUCUGAGCAUAAGACUGGGACAGUGGGGAAGGGAGCAGGAAAGAAGAUCACUAAAAUCAUCGGGCUGGGGAAGAAGAAGCCGUCCACAGAUGAGCAGACGUCGUCAGCAGAAGAAGAAGUGCCCUCGUGUGGCUACCUCAACGUGUUGUCUAAUAACCGUUGGAGGGACCGCUGGUGCCGCCUGAAAGACAACCAGCUGCUCCUCCAUAAGGACCGUGACGACCUGAAGAGCCACAUCGCUUCGCUGCCCCUGCGAGGCUGCGAGGUCAGCCCUGGCCUCGAUCACAAACACCCCUUUGCCUUCCGCCUGCUUCGUAACAGCCAGGAGGUCGCUGUGCUGGAGGCCGCCUCCUCGGAGGAGAUGGGUCGCUGGUUGGGGAUUUUAUUGUCUGAGACCGGCUCCACCACCGACCCCGCCACUCUGCACUACGACUACAUCGACGUGGAGACCACCGCCAAUGUCAUCCAGCUGGCCAAGCAGUCCUUCUGUUUCACCAGUAAGCGCGCUGUCUCUCCGAACCCGUACCUGGACAACCCCGUCAAUGGCUACGCCUGCCCCACUGGGAUGGCUCUGCACUAUGACGAUGUGCCCAUUAACGGGACGGACCCGGAGGUGCAAUACUCCAGUCCCAACACAAGGAGGUGCCAGCUGAAAGACCAGGAGCACUAUGAGAACGCUGACCUCUAUGAAAACAUGCCCUCAUCCAAGCAGGACACUCACUCUGCUCCCAGGCCUUCCUCUUCUUCUACUUCCUCUUCCUCUUCCUCUACCAGUCGAUACAAAACCCCUGUUUCUAAAGUCUCUUCUAAGUUCCUGGCAGCUGAUUCUAAAACUAAAGCUACUGUUCAGCUGAAGGGAAAGAAGGGAACAGGGUCCAAUGGGACGGCAUCCAAACAAAAGCCCGAGCCGAAGAGCCAGAUCAAGAAGAACGGAGUCAAUGGGACGAAUGGUAGCGCCUCUCUGAGACGGAACGGCUCCAAUGCAGAGCAGUGCAAGUAUGGGAAGAACCGCGUGGAGGCUGACGCCAAGCGGCUGCAGGCCAAGGAGGACGAGCUGAUGAAGAAGAAGCAGGAGAUCAGGAACCGUCUGACCCAGCUGAAGAAGGAGAGGAGGGACCUGCGCACUGCAGUGGAAGCUGCUGCUGGCAAACGUUCACACGCCUCGCUGUCGGAGCAACUGAAGAAGGUGGAGGAGGACUGCAGGCUGAGGGAGGAGGAGCGGGUCAACCUGGAACUGGAGCUGACUGAGGUGAUGGAGAGCCUGAAGAAAGCCCUGAGUGGUGGGGUCACCCUGGGCCUCACCAUCGAACCAAAAGCAGGCUCCUCUGGAAUCCAGUCGCCAACAACACUGCGACGGGCCCAGGAGUCGUUCUCCAGCUGCGACACCAGUGACACAGAGUCCUGCUCCCUGCCGGUCAACAGCGCCUCACUGCUCCGCCGCCAGCAGGGGGGCCUGAAGGCUUCACCAGUCCGGGGACACGUCCUCAGGAAGGCCAAGGAAUGGGAGCAGAAGACUGGCACAUAAACCAGCCAGCCCCUCACUCCACUCUACUUUCAUGUCUUUUUUUUCUUUUUAAGAAAUUGUGCAUAUAUUUAUUUCAAACUGUUCAUAUAGUGUGAGAGUGUGUUGAGGAGCAGACAAGCAGAGCAUACCCAUCCGGUCAGAGCAUCCUUUUUCAACUGUUGUACAUUGAGCAUGCUGAGCGCCCUGAGUUGUGCCACUUGUGUUGUCCGCUCUACUUUCUCUUCAGUCACCUUUGUUUUUGAUUGACAAUGUUCGCUCAAAAAGGUCAAAACCAAGUAUUUAUUUGUAAAUGUUACGAGGAAUUACUAUCUUCCCUUUUUUAUUUAUGUUGAUGUAUUUAAAGUUAUUUUUGAUGAAUUUGUGGCGCUCCACAGAAUCCCAUUCCCUCCACCAUCAUGUGUGUCAACAUCAGCAAACCAAGUGAUCACAACAACUGUAACACACACCAGCUCCUCUCUAAGGGCGAUUUCAAGAAGCACAAUUAUUCUCAAGAUCAUCCAAACUGUAAGAAACACAGUGAAUUAUGGCGUUGACAUGUUCAACCAUAGAGGACAGGUUUAUGGAAAGCAUUAAAAUCAUGCCAUUCAUUGUUUUUACUUUGUAAAAAUGUCCUUAAACUGUCCUAACCAUGACACACAAAAGUGAUACAUUAUUAAAUUAAUACAUUAUCAAAUAUGUUUUCUUGUAAACAACCUGUUAACUUUAACACUAGCAGUCCAUAUGUUCUGUAUCUGCAGAUGUAACCAUGGUAAGAAGGUUAUGUCCCGCAGUGAAAUGCUAGUAGCCACAGAUUGCUAACAGUGCUUUUCCAUCCAGCCAAUGGAAUGGAGACACCUCUCACUGAAGCCGUUUACUCUUAGAAGACCCAGUACAGUUUGAGCCACGUCGUCUCAGAGGGAACAACCUUGUGCUUCUUAAAGUUGUCUAUUCGUGUGAUGCUGGUCGGGCUGUAGCAGGACGCUAGCCGGUGUGUAGCAGGACGCUGGUCGGGCUGUAGCAGGACACUAGCUGAUGUGUAGCAGGACGCUAGCCGGUGUGUAGCAGGACGCUAGCCGGUGUGUAGCAGGAUGCUGGUCGGGCUGUAGCAGGACGCUGGCCGGGCUGUAGCAGAACGCUAGCCGAUGUGUAGCAGGACGCUAGCCGGGCUGUAGCAGGACGCUAGCCUGUGUGUAGCAGGACGCCGGUUGGGCUGUAGCAGGACGCUAGCCUGUGUGUAGCAGGACGCUGGUCGGGCUGUAGCAGGAUGCUAGCCGGUGUGUAGCAGGACGCUAGCCGGGCUGUAGCAGGAUGCUGGUCGGGCUGUAGCAGGACGCUAGCCGGGCUGUAGCAGGACGCUAGUCGGACUGUAGCAGGACGCUAGCCGGUGUGUAGCAGGACGCUAGCCGGUGUGUAGCAGGACGCUAGUCGGACUGUAGCAGGACGCUAGUCGGUGUGUAGCAGGACGCUAGUCGGACUGUAGCAGGACGCUAGCCGGUGUGUAGCAGGACGCUAGUCGGACUGUAGCAGGACGCUAGCCGGUGUGUAGCAGGACGCUAGUCGGACUGUAGCAGGACGCUAGCCGGUGUGUAGCAGGACGCUAGUCGGACUGUAGCAGGACGCUAGCUGGUGUGUGUUAGUGUUGAAGAGGCGCGGAAAACUCAGAAACCUCAACUGCUGUGGCUGAACAACCCGUGUGUGUGUGUGUGUGUGUGUGUGUGUGUGUGUGUGUGUGUGUGUGUGUGUGUGUGUGUGUGUGUGUG
This is a messenger RNA of Cyclopterus lumpus (lumpfish), 4425 nucleotides long. RefSeq names its product actin filament associated protein 1 (gene afap1). Gene Ontology annotation, cellular component: cytosol. The transcript is spliced from 18 exons. The coding region runs from base 227 to 2686 and encodes 819 amino acids. Lineage: Eukaryota; Metazoa; Chordata; Actinopteri; Perciformes; Cyclopteridae. Gene Ontology annotation, molecular function: SH2 domain binding; SH3 domain binding. The record is from RefSeq and is a predicted model, not a curated record.